Molecule: messenger RNA, 681 nt
Organism: Opisthorchis viverrini
Lineage: Eukaryota; Metazoa; Platyhelminthes; Trematoda; Opisthorchiida; Opisthorchiidae
Exons: 6
Coding region: 1-681 (226 amino acids)
Source: RefSeq, a predicted model, not a curated record
AUGAAGUGCCUCAACGGUGAUUCCUACUUUCAAAACAGUGAAAAAACAUCAGACGAAAACCACCGGGGUAUCACUCUAGUGGCCAUAGCUUCCGAAGGCUCUCUGGUGUUACCCUGUGAAGGGGUAAAGGAGCAUUGGGAGUUCAGUGAUGGUUCUCCGCCGCCGGACAACGUAUUGUCCGACUGGUUCAACCUUUUACGGGCCAGAUUCUACACAGAGCCGAAAACCGCAUCUUCCAACUCAACAGGCGCUGCUGGACCCGUUGCAGUUCAUUGUAUAGCUGGAUACGGACGGGUAGUCACAGGGUGUUCCACAAAAUCGUUCCAGAGUCUUCGUGAGGGGGGCGAGAAGCUCCGAGUCAAGGAUGCUCGACUCGGAUUGACUGGCAUGCUGACCAAUCAGGGCAUGCCUUCGUUUGGUCCGUGUCCUGCACGUGACACAUCCGUCCAAAUGAUGUGGUGUUCGGUCAGUAGGGACGGCUGGCAUCCGGACAGUUGGCCACCCUGUGCACCGGUGCUGGUGGCUGUAGCACUCAUGGAGUUGGGGAUGCCCUGUGCAGACGCCAUCGAGCUCAUUCGUAGGGAUCCGAAGAGACAAAGGAACUUUGAAAGAAGCUCUGCCCUUGGGAUAUUUGACACCUGGAACAUCAAUAUUGACUGUGAGAAACAGUGGGUGGGAUAA